AUGUGGAUUUUCAGGAGAAGGUUUCCUAAAAUUCCCAGAGCCCUCGUUUGGCUCAUUGUUCUAACAAACUUUUGCAUCUUUGUUGCUCAUUUCAGCUCCUUGUUUGACUUGUCAAAGGCAAGGAUUUUCAGGCAAUUGAGCAUUUUCCAACCUGCCCCAGAUAUGGUACAAGUGGACACCCAAGAGCAACAGCGUUUAAACUAUUCUGGUAAUGGGAAUUCAAGGAGCUUUUUAAAGGUGACUUUGGGGAGAGACAUCACAAGGCUUGAACAAGAUGUGGUUGAGAGGACACCAAGAUGGGAAGGAAAGGAAGAGCAGAACAAAAUGAGGAAACCAGUUGCUAGGGUGGAGGAAGCCAAGGAGAACAUGAAUGUGAAACCAUCCCCUGGGUUGGAGGGAAUCAAGAAGACAACAGUGAAAACAGCCCCUCGGGUGCAGGGAAACAAGGAGAAAACAACAGCAAGACCAGCCCCGGGGGUGGAAGAAGCCAAGGAAAAGACAAUAGUGAAACCACUUCCCAGGGUGGGGGGAGCCAAGGAGAAGGCAACAGUGAAACCAUCCUCUGGGGUGAAGGAAGCUCAUGAGAACAGCAUAUCCAAAGACCAAGCAAAACCAAAAGAGCCUCCUGCAUCAGUGACAACGGUAAGACCUAUUCCUCAGGCUGCUGCAGUGACAGAAAAGAAGAAACUGAGGGCUGCUGACUUCAAGUCUGAGCCACAGUGGGAUUUUGAGGACCAGUACCUGCUGGACAACUCAUCUCCACCAUCGACCUGCUCUGAAUCAGUGAGGGCCAAAGCUGCCAAGUCUGACUGGCUGCGAGAUCUUUUCCUGCCCAACAUCAUGCUCUUCACAGACAAGAGAUACUUCAAUGACAGUGAGUGGGACCGCCUGGAGCAUUUUGCACCUCCGUUUGGCUUCAUGGAGCUGAAUUAUUCACUGGUGGCGGAGGUCAUGUCCCUGCUGCCCCCAAAUCCCCACCAGCAGCUGCUCCUGGCCAACAGCAACAGCAGCAUGCCGAAAUGCAUCAGCUGCGCUGUCGUGGGGAAUGGAGGAAUAUUGAAUAACUCUGGGAUGGGCCAGGAGAUUGACUCCCAUGACUACGUCUUCCGGGUGAGCGGGGCUGUUAUCAAAGGUUACGAAAAAGAUGUGGGAACAAAAACCUCCUUUUAUGGAUUCACAGCCUACUCCCUGGUGUCCUCUCUCCAGAUCCUGGGACGCAGAGGCUUCAGCCACAUCCCACAGGGGAGACAUGUCAGAUACCUUCACUUCCUGGAGGGAGCCAGAGACUACGAGUGGCUGAAGGCUCUUCUGCUCAACAGCGACAUCAGGAAAGGAUUCUUGAACGGCUACGGGCAGAGGCCCCGGGAGAGAUUCGAUAAAGAUUUCACGAUGGACAAAUACCUGGUGAUUCACCCUGAUUUCCUCAGAUACAUGAAAAACAGGUUUUUAAAAUCUAAAAGUCUGGAAAAGCCCUACUGGCGGCUGUACAGACCCACAACGGGGGCCUUCCUGCUGCUGACUGCCCUCCAUCUCUGUGACCGGGUGAGUGCCUAUGGCUACAUCACGGAGGGUCACCAGAAGUACUCGGAUCACUACUAUGACAAGGACUGGAAACGUCUGAUUUUCUACAUUAACCACGACUUCAACCUGGAGAAGGAGGUGUGGAAAAAGCUUCACGAUGAGAAUAUCAUGAAGCUUUACCAGGGAUCCUGA
Messenger RNA from Nipponia nippon (crested ibis), 1713 nucleotides. It is a transcript of the gene ST6GALNAC1, whose product is annotated as ST6 N-acetylgalactosaminide alpha-2,6-sialyltransferase 1. Lineage: Eukaryota; Metazoa; Chordata; Aves; Pelecaniformes; Threskiornithidae. The record is from RefSeq and is a predicted model, not a curated record. Gene Ontology annotation, molecular function: alpha-N-acetylgalactosaminide alpha-2,6-sialyltransferase activity. Gene Ontology annotation, biological process: oligosaccharide biosynthetic process.